Molecule: messenger RNA, 600 nt
Organism: Aspergillus clavatus NRRL 1
Lineage: Eukaryota; Fungi; Ascomycota; Eurotiomycetes; Eurotiales; Aspergillaceae
Gene: wos2
Product: Hsp90 cochaperone SBA1
Exons: 4
Coding region: 1-600 (199 amino acids)
Biological process (GO): protein folding; chaperone-mediated protein complex assembly
Cellular component (GO): nucleus; cytosol
Molecular function (GO): protein-folding chaperone binding; Hsp90 protein binding
Source: RefSeq, a predicted model, not a curated record
AUGCCUGAAGUUCCUCAAGUCACCCCCGAAGUCACAUGGGCUCAGCGCUCAUCCGACUCGGACCCUGAGCGCAAUUACCUCUACGUCAGCCUCAAGACUCCCGAUGUUCCGAAGUCCGCUUCCGAGCUCACAAUCACCCCGACUAAUGUCACGUUCACCGGAGAAUCCAAGAAGGGCGUAAAAUACCACGUGUCCUUGGACCUCUAUGGCGAGAUCGACCCCGAGAACAGCAAGGUCAACCACACCGACCGCGAGGUCGAGCUUGUAUUGCGGAAGAAGGAGCUGAAGGAGGAGUACUGGCCCCGCCUUGUCAAGACGACUCAGAGACUUCACUUCCUGAAGACGGACUUCGAUAAGUGGGUUGAUGAGGACGAGCAAGACGAGGCCGUUGAUGAUGACUAUGCGAACAACUUCGGUGGGUUCGAUGGUCUCGACCAGGGUGGUCUGGGAAACAUUGAUUUCUCCAAGCUCGGUGCGGGCCUGGGCGGUGCCGAGGGUUUCGGAGGCGCUGAAGGUGCCGAGGGUGCUGAGGAGGAGGAUGAAGAGAUGCCUGAGCUCGAGGGCGAGGUCAAGACCCCCAAGAUCCAGGAGGUGUCUUAA